GCGCAACCUCUCGAGACUUUCCUUCAGCGCUGACUGGAACUUCCUGAAGCUGCUUCGUUUCACUUUUCAUUUCUACAAAUUUCCCGUAUUUUGGGAAUAGCACGGAUGUUUUAACUGUCAGUGUCUAGUUUGAAAACACAAGUACAACGCGAAGACAGUUUUAAUACUGUUGUCUUAUGGUUGCUUUCACGAUUAAAGCAUGGCUGCCCUAGAUGCCUCCAAAUAUUUAACAGAAGCGGAGGACGCCGCACAGCUGCUGAGUGACGCCAUCAACUCCAGAGACAAAGAUGAAGCGACUAAACACCUGGAUCGACUUCUGGACCUGAAACUCCCUGUGUGUGUCAAAAUAAAUCCCGAUGCAUACUCUAAAGACAGCAUCAGAUUGAGAGUCGGAGUGGCGGACGCCGUAUCAGAUACCCACAUCCCAAUCACAGUGAUGGUUCCAGUCUACAUGACGGUAUCAGAGCUGAAAGAAAAGAUCAAUAAUGACUAUGGCUUCCACCCGGCUCUCCAGCGCUGGGUGAUCGGAAAGCGCCUCGCCCGAGACAAAGACACCCUGUAUCAUUAUGGAGUCAGAGAUCAUGACGAUACGGCCUUCCUCUUCAUCCUUUCAGCCCAGGCUGCCAAUCUGAGCCGUGAACAAGAGAGAAAAGAAAAAGAGGACAGACGGAUCGACGUUAUAAUAGAGAACAUUGGCGGCCCACCUCAACGACCACCAGAGCUGCGCGCCAGAGGGGCCGAUCUUCCUCAUCCUCCUCUACCUCCUAAACCUCAGGUUGGAUGGUCAUGUCCCGGGUGCACAUUCCUGAAUAAACCGACACGUCCAGGUUGCGAGAUAUGCAGCACGGCGAGACCUGAAACCUAUAUAGUGCCGAACGUGUACCAGCCGGAUGAGGCGGAAAUCAGGAGACUCCAGCAGGAGGAACUUGCCAGCCUGCAGUACGAGCAGUCUCUGAUAGAAGAACGGAAGAAGAAUUUCCAAGAACUCCUGGAAACAGAUUCCCAGAGUCUGGUGGGGAACACAGAUCAACUGGAUUGCGCCAUCUGCUUUUGCACCAUCAUGCCAGGAGAGGGCGCCGUGCUGAGAGAGUGCCUGCAUAGCUUCUGCAGAGACUGCCUGAAGGAAACUGUUCUGAACUGCACGGAUGCCGAGGUGGCGUGUCCCUAUAGAGACAACGCUUAUUCCUGUAACUGCAAACUUCAAGAUCGAGAAAUCAAAUCACUUCUCUCUCAGGACGAGUACCAGAAGUUUCUCGAACUGAGGCUGAACAUCGCAGAGUCGCGCAGUGAGAACAGUUACCACUGCAAGACGCCCGACUGCGCCGGCUGGUGCAUCUUCGAAGAUGACGUGAACGAAUUCACGUGUGACAUCUGCAGUGAGACCAACUGCAUCCUCUGCAAAGCUAUUCACAAGGGAAUGAACUGCCAGGAGUACCAGGACGACCUCCGUAUACGAGCCCAGAAUGAUGACGCAGCCCGGCAGACCACGCAAAUGCUGGAUCAACUCCUGAAGAACGGCGAGGCGAUGAACUGUCCCAAAUGUCAGGUGAUCGUCCAGAAGAAAGAUGGCUGUGACUGGAUCUGUUGUCUGAUGUGCAAGACCGAGAUCUGCUGGGUGACUAAACAAGCCCGAUGGGGACCAAAGGGUGCUGGAGACACAUCAGGUGGUUGCAGAUGUCGAGUCAACGGAGUCCUAUGCCAUCCGCAGUGCCAGAACUGCCACUGAACACUGGCGGCAUCGCUGAACGCUGCUUCUUCAACAAGCAAAAACCUCCGCUACAGUAACACUUACCAAACUCCUUGAAAUAAUCCAGGUAAGGUUGAUGUGCUACAUACAGUUUGAACCUUUAAAACAUUCAAUCCCUCUAGUCAUAUCACUGGCACAUCAAUCAGAAUGCAUAUACUUUCUAGAAAGGGUUCAUCGAUAAGUUCCAGGACUAAAGAUUCAGAACAUGUUUACAAAAAUAAAAGUAUCUGAGCUUUUAUAGGAUAAAAAAAGUGAAAUUUUUAAAACAUGCAUUAAACUGUCUUAAAUCACUACUAUUUUCUGGACACAUGAUGCUCUGGGACUGUGUGCAAUGAUAUUGUAAGAGAAAAGCCUUAAUAUUGUUCAAUCUUGAUGUUUGUAAAAGGUGAUUUUUGUUUAUAUUCCAAAGAUUUGUUUGUUGUAAAAUCAUGGUAGAAUAUGCAAUAUGGCAUGAUGAAGGAAUAAAUCAAGCUAAUAAAGAAAAAAACGACACAUUGAAGAUUAAAUUGAAUGCACAACAAAUGCAUAAAAUGGAGCGGAUUGUAAUCAAAUGAAAAAAGAAAAACAAUUGCAAUUUUUUGUUGUAUUUUUUUAACAUGUCGAAGCAUUAUCAUUCUGUUCUUUUGUUUGCAAUAUUUUAUGAUUCAAUAAAGCUGGUAUACAAAAAUAA
This is a messenger RNA of Megalobrama amblycephala (Wuchang bream), 2417 nucleotides long. RefSeq names its product RanBP-type and C3HC4-type zinc finger containing 1 (gene rbck1). The record is from RefSeq and is a predicted model, not a curated record. Gene Ontology annotation, cellular component: LUBAC complex. The transcript has 13 exons. NCBI's taxonomy places the organism in Eukaryota, Metazoa, Chordata, Actinopteri, Cypriniformes, Xenocyprididae. Gene Ontology annotation, molecular function: ubiquitin-protein transferase activity; ubiquitin binding. Gene Ontology annotation, biological process: protein linear polyubiquitination; proteasome-mediated ubiquitin-dependent protein catabolic process; positive regulation of canonical NF-kappaB signal transduction. The coding region runs from base 200 to 1726 and encodes 508 amino acids.